Messenger RNA from Nerophis lumbriciformis (worm pipefish), 747 nucleotides. NCBI's taxonomy places the organism in Eukaryota, Metazoa, Chordata, Actinopteri, Syngnathiformes, Syngnathidae. The record is from RefSeq and is a predicted model, not a curated record.
AUGUUGGUGCAAAAAGUCGGUUUAUACCUCCAGACUGGAGUCAUGUUAGCUUACGUGAUUUGUUUGAGCCUCGUCCUUCGCGCCUUGCACUUGGUCUCGCCGGCCUUGGCCAAGAAGGCUAUCCUGAAGAUUAACCAGGGGACCACCAUGAGCGAGAACCCCAAGUUCACCUUCGACGACUGGGGGCCCACCUUUUUGUCCUACGAGUUCGUCCGAACCGCGUCGGAGCACAUGUGGUCGUCGCUUGGACAGAAGGCGUUCGUGGGGGAGCGAGCUCCGGACUCGCCCGUGGUCACAAUGGACGAGCGCGAGACCUCCAUCUGCAACUUCUUCAACGGUUCCCGGCCGCUGGUGCUGAACUUUGGUAGCUGCACCUGACCCCCAUUCAUGUUUAAGCUGGACGCCUUCAAGCAGCUCGUCCGCGACUUUGGCCACAUGGCAGACUUUCUGGUUGUUUACAUUGAAGAAGCGCACUCUACUGACAGCUGGGCCUUCACCAACAACAUCCAAGUUAACAAGCACCGGAACCUUCAGGACAGGCUGGCCGCAGCUAAAAUCCUCCUUGAGGAGGAACCGCUGUGUCCUGUGGUGGUAGACCCAAUGAACAACAUGGCUUCCGUGGAGUACGGCGCACAACCCGAGAGACUCUACGUGCUACACAAGGGCAACGUGCUCUACAAGGGCGGCAUGGGGCCUUGGGGCUACAAACCACAGGAGGUGCGCUCAGUCCUGGAGAAGAUGAAGUAG